UAUCGAUUUACUCGUUUCGUGUAAAUUCAGUCGAUUGUUUUUAUUGACUCGAAUAAACUGUGGACAAUUUUCCUUUGCGUGUUCGGCAUCCGGUUGUUCGUGCACAUACUUACGAAAAGGAUUAUAUGCUAAAUUAAUUUAUCAAAGAUCAAUUUUUUUCAAUAUUGGGCAAAUAGUAAUACGUAUUCUAUAUUAUAUACGUUACAUGUACGUUCUUCUUGUAUCCUAGUGAAACAAUAUAGUACAAUAAAAUGUCAAAUAUCGAAGAACGGGGUUUUGGUGUUCGACAAAGAUCUGCUGAAUUUGUUCAAAACUUUGAAGUGCUUCGAAAUCAAUGCUUAAAAGAAAAAAAACUAUUCACAGAUCCGGAAUUCAACACAUACGAUUUAACUAUACAUCAUAAAAAUCUUCGAAAAAGUCGGUUUGAAUGGCGAAGACCAAACGAAAUUGCAAAAAAUCCUCAAUUUAUCAUGGAAGGAGUUUCAAGAUUUGAUGUAAAGCAAGGAAAAUUAGGCGACUGUUGGUUAUUAGCUGCUAUAGCAAAUUUGACUUUGAACGAAAAACUUUUUUAUCAAGUAGUGCCAUAUGAUCAAGGAUUCUAUACUAAAUACGCGGGUAUAUUUCACUUUAGAUUUUGGCAAUACGGUAAAUGGGUGGACGUGGUAAUUGACGAUCGUUUACCGACUUAUGAUGGAAAGUUAAUGUUUCUUCAAUCAGCAAUGAAAAAUGAAUUUUGGAGUGCUCUGUUGGAAAAAGCUUAUGCCAAAAUCCACGGAUCAUAUGAAGCAUUGGAAGAAGGUUGUACAAUGGAGGGUAUGGGAGAUUUCACAGGAGGUGUUUCAGAAAUAUAUGAUUUAAAUGAUGUACCACAUGAUUUAUUAACGAUUAUGCUAAAUUCUAUUCAACGACAAUCGCUCAUGUGUGGUUCGAUAUUCAAUUCAAAAAUGAUUGAUGUAUCUGAAAAAGGAUUACAUGAAGGUCAUGCAUAUAGUAUUACCAAGAUAACUAGUAUUUCUAUAGAAAAUAAGAAAAAUGGUACAAUAAGCUUGAUUAGACUUCGAAAUCCUUGGGGCGAAAAUGAAUGGAAUGGUCCCUGGAGUGAUGAAUCUGUUGAGUGGUUAUCAAUACCUCAAGCAAAAAAAAAAUCUAUCGGUCUAGUGAUGGAUAAUGAUGGAGAGUUUUGGAUGUCAUUCGAAGAUUUUGUCAAAUAUUUCUCUAUAUUAGAAAUUUGUAACUUGGCCCCUGACGAUAUAAUCUGGGAACAAUAUGAAGCAUGCUAUAAAUGGAAUUUGAGUGUAUUUGAAGGUGAAUGGGUUCGAGGCGCAACCGCCGGUGGAUGUGAUAUAUCUCAAGAAUCGUUUUCAAGCAAUCCGCAAUACAAUAUAACAUUAAAAGAUCCCGAUGAUAAUGACAGUGAGAAUAUGUGCACUGUAAUUAUUUCAUUAAUGAAAAAGUACAGGCAACGCAAUAGGAAAGGGAAUUCAUUUUCAAUUAAAUUUUUAUUGUUUGAUCUCAACAAAUCGAAGUCUGUGCCGAAACCAUUAGAUAUGGAUUUUUUUAACAAUAAUACUGCUUUAUAUAAGUUCCAUUCUCUUAAAUACAACCCAAGAGAAAUUUCUAAGAGACUAAAGAUACCACCUGGUAAAUAUUGUAUUGUACCUUGUACAUCUAACCAGAAUGAAGCAGGGGAGUUUUUACUCAGGGUAUUUUCAGAAAAAAAAAACAAUUUGGAGGAGUUCGAUAAUGAAGUAGGAAUGUGUUCAAUUAAUUAUAAGUUCAAAGAAUUGGCACUUAACACAAACAAAAAUGAGGAUUCGAAUGAAAAAUUAAAAAAAUACUUCCUCAAAGUAGCUGGGAGUGAUAAAGAGGUCGAUUGGAUGGAACUUAAGGAUAUUUUGGAUGUUGCCAUGAAACAAGAACCCGGGAACAUACGAUUUUCAAAUGAUGUAUGUCGUUGCAUGAUUGCUAUGAUGGAUUGGGAUAGAUCGGGUAAACUUGGUUUUAAAGAAUUUCAAUCAUUAUGGUUGAACAUUAAACACUGGAAGGUUGUUUUUAAAUCAUACGAUAUAAAGAACAAGGGUUAUAUCAAAGGAUUUAACUUAAGACCAGCAUUAAAUUCGGUUGGUUACUCUAUUAAAACACAUACCAUAAACACUAUGUGUCAUCGAUAUGCGAACCGAAAAGGAUAUAUAAUGUUUGAUGAUUUCAUUAUGUGUGCUAUAAAACUUAAAACCACUAUAGACAUAUUUAAAGAACGUGAUCCUGAUAGUAAAAAUGUGGCUUCAUUUACAUUGGAAGAAUGGGUGGAAAAAACAUUUUACUUAUAGCUUUGAAUAUAAAUUUUAUUUUAUUUUUAC
This is a messenger RNA of Rhopalosiphum maidis (corn leaf aphid), 2357 nucleotides long. Its product is annotated as calpain-A-like. Bases 252 to 2327 code for a protein of 691 amino acids. Gene Ontology annotation, molecular function: calcium ion binding; calcium-dependent cysteine-type endopeptidase activity. Gene Ontology annotation, cellular component: cytoplasm. Gene Ontology annotation, biological process: proteolysis. The record is from RefSeq and is a predicted model, not a curated record. The transcript has 16 exons. Lineage: Eukaryota; Metazoa; Arthropoda; Insecta; Hemiptera; Aphididae.